Molecule: messenger RNA, 666 nt
Organism: Exaiptasia diaphana
Lineage: Eukaryota; Metazoa; Cnidaria; Anthozoa; Actiniaria; Aiptasiidae
Product: acid-sensing ion channel 2-like
Exons: 2
Biological process (GO): sodium ion transmembrane transport
Cellular component (GO): membrane
Molecular function (GO): ligand-gated sodium channel activity
Source: RefSeq, a predicted model, not a curated record
GUUGAAACCUUGAUCGUGUCGUAUUGCUGGAUUUAAAAAAGAACUAAUGAAAAAAAGUUUAUGGAUAUGAAUGAUAAGAGAUCAAGCUUUGCACCAGAAAAUAAUGGAUCUACAAGCACAUUAGAGAAUGACACGACUACGACAGACAAACCAGAAAGCUUUGCAGAAUUUGCUGAGAAUACGACAAUGCAUGGAGGUCGUUUUCUUAUCCAUAAAAGCAUUAAAAGACGAGUGUUUUGGUUUGUGUGUAUUCUAGCUGCAGCUUCAUAUUGUCAGUAUUCAUUGUACCAACAUUUCACGUACUUUAUGCAAAGACCAUAUACAACCGCCAUCUCAUCGAAACGAGAGAAAACAAGUAUAUUUCCCGACAUUUCAAUCUGCAACAUUAAUCCCGUCCAUACCGGGAAAUACAAAGCGAUCAUGAAGAAUCGGUUCCCUAAUGCCUCUAUGGAAGAUUUAGACGCCGAUAUAGAUUACCUGGCAGAUGUGCUUCUUGAAAUGAUGGGAAGCGGCAAAGCUCAACCUGUACAAGAACCGAAGGACCAAAAAUACACAGACCAAAUGUCAAGGUUUGCUUCUCUUAUUGAAAACUUGAAUGACAGCAGCCAUUCUUUGUCAGAGAUGCUUYUYCCAACCGAACUAUUUGGAUGUCAGUUUCAGAUGAAC